GCUGCCAGCAGGAGGGGUGUAGGGAGGGGUGAUAGAUAAAUAAAUAACCCAAUAAAGGAUGCACUGAGAGGAUGUGUGUGUAGCCAAGAAAAGAGGGUGCCUGCUUAAACAGCCCCAAGUCUAGUUGAACACUGGCUGCACUGCAGAACAGGGGGGAAAGCACAGAGAAGGGACCUUGAAAGAUUUCGGGCUGCACUGCAGAACGAUGCCACUGCAGUACAGCACUGACACAGAGACACAGAGGACACCCGACCUCCUCACAUCAGGUGAGAACUUAAUUCAGAGCUGAUAUUAGAGGCCUUCAUGCCUCAGGAGGAGAGGGAGGCAGAGACACAAAAAGAAGGGGAGGGAAGCAGAGGAGGAGGAGGGUAAUGGUGCGUAUUUUUGGAUAAGGGAUCUCCUGAAUUAAGUGUGGCUGGAAUAAAGAUGUAGUGUGAGCAGGAGGCUGAACAAGGACAGUGCUGUGCUCCACUGUGGUGGAGAGGAGUGGAGCAGACGCCUGGCAGACACACACUCGCACACACUGGCUCAGAGCGACUGAGAGAGAAAGAGAGAGAGCCCACCCUCACAUCUGCGGGGCUGGGAAGAGAAAGAGCUACUUGCUGAUGAGGAGAAAAGAGGAAAUUGUCAGAUGCCCUCUCCCUUUGGCACUGCGGUGCGGAUCUUCAUCACCACUCUAUUUGCAGCAGUGGUGCUUUUUGCCAUCCUACUGGCUUAUGUGACAGGUUACCAGUUCAUCCACACCGAGCAGCACCACCUGUCUUUUGGCUUGUACGGUGCCUUUCUAUCCCUUCACCUCCUCCUGCAGAGCCUCUUCGCUUUCCUAGAGCACCGGCAAAUGCGUGGCCCUUCCAGACCCCAGCACCUGCGGCGCACUGUUGCCCUCUGCAUCGCAGCCUAUCAGGAGGAUCCGGACUACCUUCGCAAGUGUCUUCGGAGCAUUCGCCGCAUUUCUUUUCCUGGGCUUAAAGUCGUGCUGGUGGUGGAUGGGAAUCGGCAGGAGGAUGCUUACAUGAUGGACAUCUUCCAGGAGGUUAUGGGGGGAGUGGAGCAGACAGGCUGUGUGGUGUGGAAGGGGAAUUACCAUAGCGAUGGGGAUGGGGGAGGAGGUAAAGGCUCGUUGCAUGCUGAGGAGGCUGCAAGGGUGGCCAGGGUGGUGCGGAGCUGCCGUUACUCGUGCAUCAUUCAAGAGUGGGGCGGCAAGCGAGAGGUCAUGUAUACAGCCUUCAAAGCACUGGGAGAUACUGUGGAUUACAUACAGGUAUGUGAUUCCGACACUGUACUUGAUCCAGCAUGCACCAUUGAGAUGCUGAAGGUUCUAGAGGAGGAUCCGGAAGUGGGUGGGGUUGGAGGAGAUGUUCAGAUUCUGAACAAGUACGACUCCUGGAUCUCCUUCCUGAGCAGUGUCCGGUACUGGAUGGCCUUCAAUGUGGAGCGGGCAUGCCAGUCUUACUUCGGAUGUGUGCAGUGUAUCAGUGGACCUCUGGGAAUGUACCGCAACUCUCUUCUUCAGCAGUUCCUGGAGCCCUGGUACCAUCAGACCUUCCUAGGAAGCAAGUGCAGCUUCGGGGAUGAUCGCCACCUCACCAACCGCGUCCUCAGCUUUGGCUACAAAACCAAGUUCACGGCACGCUCACAAUGCCAAACCGAGACCCCCACGCAAUAUCUGCGCUGGCUCAACCAGCAGACCCGCUGGAGCAAGUCUUACUUUCGAGAGUGGCUCUACAAUGCACUUUGGUUCCACAAGCACAGCCUCUGGAUGACCUAUGAAUCAGUGGUCACCGGGUUCUUCCCUUUCUUUCUGGUGGCUACAGUCAUUCACCUGUUCUACCGAGGUCGGUUAUGGAACAUCUUGCUUUUCUUGCUAACAGUCCAACUGGUGGGCAUGGUGAAAGCCACCUAUGCCUGCUUUCUGCGGGGCAGGCUUGUCAUGAUCUUUAUGUCACUGUAUUCACUACUCUACAUGUCAAGCCUGCUGCCUUCUAAGAUCUUUGCCCUGUUGACUAUUAACAAAGCAGGUUGGGGAACAUCAGGCAGGAAAAUAAUAGUGGUAAACCUUAUUGGGGCUGUGCCUGUGACCGUCUGGGCAGCCAUACUGCUCGGUGGCGUGGUUUACACCAUUUACUGUGAGGUGCAAGAGCCAUUUAGUGAGACAGAAAAGGCUCUUCUCAUUGCAGGCACCAUCCUCUAUGCCUGUUACUGGCUCAUACUCCUGGUGCUUUACCUGGCCAUAGUGGCUAAGCGCUGUAACAAAAGAGAGGAACAAUAUCACCUAUCCUAUGCCGAAGCCUAGCAUGGUCUCUCCAAAAGAUCUCUACAUGCUGUCAGGG
This is a messenger RNA of Carassius carassius (crucian carp), 2330 nucleotides long. RefSeq names its product hyaluronan synthase 3-like. The coding region runs from base 632 to 2293 and encodes 553 amino acids. The record is from RefSeq and is a predicted model, not a curated record. Gene Ontology annotation, biological process: hyaluronan biosynthetic process; extracellular matrix assembly. The transcript is spliced from 5 exons. Gene Ontology annotation, molecular function: hyaluronan synthase activity. Lineage: Eukaryota; Metazoa; Chordata; Actinopteri; Cypriniformes; Cyprinidae.